GCGUCUAGAACGGGGAUUGGGAUUAGGCCGCCGCCGCACGGGAGAGCCCCAAGCACCGCCGUUCGGCACUGGGGAGCCCCGCUAGGGGAGCCCUGACCGCCGCUCGGUACCGGUAGAGCCUCAGAGGGGCCCGAGUCCUGCUCCGAGCGGGACUGCGGAAGGAGCCAGCGAAGCCCGGUGCGGCGCCGCCCGGGAGCGGGAGCCGCGUCCAGCCCGUGACCAGCCGGCAGCUGCGGCCGGAGCCCGGUGUGCCGGUCCGGGAGCUGCUAUGGCCUCACAGAACGCCGACCCCGCCGCCGUGUCCAGCGCAGCAGCCCGCAAAGCGGCCGAGACCGGGGCCACGGCGGCCCGCGGCGCGGUGGGGAAGAGGCUGCAGCAAGAACUGAUGGCGCUGAUGAUGUCCGGUGACAAAGGCAUUUCUGCCUUCCCCGAGUCCGACAAUCUCUUCAAGUGGAUCGGGACCAUCGACGGCGCCGCCGGGACGGCCUAUGAGGAGCUGCGGUACAAAUUGUCGCUGGAGUUCCCCAGCGGGUAUCCCUACACAGCACCCACCGUGCGGUUCCUGACCCCCUGCUACCACCCCAACGUCGACACCCAGGGCAAUAUCUGCCUCGACAUCCUCAAGGAAAAAUGGUCGGCGCUGUAUGAUGUCCGCACCAUCCUGCUCUCCAUACAGAGCCUGCUGGCAGAGCCAAACAUUGAGAGCCCUCUGAACACACAUGCCGCUGAACUCUGGAAGAACCAAGUCGCCUACAAGAAGUAUGUGCGGGAGACGUACAACAAGCAGACCAAGAGCCAGGAGACCUGACCGUCACCACCCCCCAAUACACCCCCUCCCUCCCAGCUGUCCCCUGUGUUCUGUAUCAUAGGCUGUUUUUAAAUUA
Pseudopodoces humilis (Tibetan ground-tit) is the source of this 884-nucleotide messenger RNA. It is a transcript of the gene UBE2C, whose product is annotated as ubiquitin conjugating enzyme E2 C. The record is from RefSeq and is a predicted model, not a curated record. Lineage: Eukaryota; Metazoa; Chordata; Aves; Passeriformes; Paridae.